Molecule: messenger RNA, 669 nt
Organism: Ruditapes philippinarum (Manila clam)
Lineage: Eukaryota; Metazoa; Mollusca; Bivalvia; Venerida; Veneridae
Exons: 1
Coding region: 1-669 (222 amino acids)
Biological process (GO): DNA integration
Molecular function (GO): nucleic acid binding
Source: RefSeq, a predicted model, not a curated record
AUGAACCCCUUUUGUGAAACAACAAAGCUCCCGUAUUUACUUCCAGCAAAGCAUCAUCUUACUCACCUUAUUAUAUUAGAUGCUCAUGAACGCCAACUACACCCCGGAGUAAGUGUAAUAAUAACAUACUUACGUCAAAAAUUUUGGAUUCCGUCAAUCCGCCAGGUAGUGAUAAUUAGAAAAUGCGUCAUUUGCCGUAAAACAGAUGGGAAACCAUACAACGCUCCGGAUCCACCACCUCUUCCCAAAUAUAGAGUUGACGAUGCUCCACCUUUCUCAGUCACAGGAGUUGAUUUUACUGGCGCUUUAUACGUAAAAGAUAAAACCGGAAGUGAGACAAAAGCAUACAUCUGUCUAUUCACAUGUGCAUCAACUAGAGCCGUACACUUAGAACUAGUUCCCGAUUUAUCUGAAGAUUCAUUUCUUCAAGCAUUCCGAAGAUUUUGCAGUCGUAUGUCCGUGCCUAAGAUCAUGAUUUCAGACAAUGCUUCGACUUAUAUGGCAGCAGCUAACCACAUCAAACGCCUGUUUGAGUCUGAUUCCCUGCAAUCAACACUUAGUCACAAGGGUACACAGUGGCAGUUUAUUCCUAAACGUUCAACAUGGUAUAGCGGUUGGUGGGAAAGACUUAUUGGCCUGACAAAAACAACAUUAAAAAAGAUUCUUUGA